AUGUACGACCGUAUUGUGCAUUCCGAAUUUGGCAAAAUGUCGGGGAACUCGGUCACUCUCGCGUUGGAACGGAUAGCGAGCAAGGAUAAGGAUUUCCGGUACAUGGGAACAUCGGAUCUGCUGAACGAGCUGAACCGAGACACGUUCCGCAUCGACCCGGACAGCGAGAAGCGCCUGUGCCACGUCGUGCUGCAGCAGCUCGACGACGCCUCGGGCGACAUCUCGGGCCUCGCCGUCAAGUGCCUGGUGCCGCUAGUGAAGAAGGUGAGCGAGGCGCGCGUGGCGGAGAUGAGCGCGGCGCUGGUGGGCAAGCUGCUGACGGGCAAGGACCAGCAGCGCGACAUCGCCGCCAUCGCGCUCAAGACCGUUGUGGCCGAGGUCGCCUCGCCGCCCGCCAUCCACCACCUGCUCGCGUCCCUGCCGGCCAGGCUCACUGCUGCCAUUGACUCCCCGGACACGAGCGUGGAUGUGAAGGGCGAGUGCCUGGACGUGCUGGGGGACGUUCUGCAGCGGUUUGGAGUGGUGAUGGCCGGUGACCACGAGAGGCUGCUCGUGCCCCUGCUGCAGCAGCUCUCCUCCCCCCGCGCCUCCCUCCGCAAGCGAGCCACUCAGUGCCUGGCGAGUCUGGCGGCCAGUCUAUCGGACGAGCUGUUGGCGCGGGCGACCAACAGUGUGGUGGCGCUGCUGCAGCGCGGCGACCUCAAGCCCGACAUGACGCGCUCCUACAUCCAGAUGGUCGGCGCGCUCUGCCGAGCAGUGGGGUACCGAUUCGGCCCGCAUCUGGCAGUGGUGCUGCCGCUCGUGGUGGGCUUCUGUGAGAGUGCCUCUGAGAACGACGAUGAGAUCCGCGAGUACUCCUUGCAGGCGUUGGAGAGCUUUGUGGUGCGGUGCCCCAAGGACGUGGCAGAGCACUGCGAGGCCAUCUUGGAUUUGGCCCUCAAGUACCUGAGCUACGACCCCAACUUCACUGACGACGCCAUGGAUGGCGAGGGGGAGGGCGAGGGCGAGGAGGAUGAGGAUGAGGACGAGGACGAGGAGGAGGACUACAGUGAUGACGAGGACGUGAGCUGGAAGGUGCGGCGAGCAGCGGCGCGGUGCAUUGCUGCCAUCACCACCUCUCGCCCUGAGAUGCUCUCCACACUCUACGCCAAGGCGAGCCCGAAGCUGAUCGAGAGGUUCAGAGAGCGUGAGGAGAAUGUGAAGGUGGACGUGUUCAACGCUUUUAUCGACCUGCUCAGGCAGACAGGCCAUGUUACCAAGGGCCACGGCACUCCUGCUGAUGCGCCCCCGGGCAGUCCGCUGGCAGUGUUGAGGGAGGAGGUGCCUCGCAUCGUGAGGUCGCUCAACCGGCAACUCAAGGAGAAGUCGCUCAAAACACGGGUGGGUGUGUUCAGUGUGCUCAAGGAGUUGGUGCACGUGUUGCCCAACUGCCUCACCGACCUCAUUGGCCUGCUCAUCCCCGGCAUUCAAAAGGCGCUCUCCGACAAGGCGUCCAACUCCAACCUCAAGAUAGAGGCGCUUCUCUUCACGCGCCUUGCUAUGGCCUCCCACCCACCGCAUGUCUUCCAACCCCACAUCAAGGAGCUGGCGGCACCAGUGGUGGCAGCGGCAGGGGAGCGGUACUACAAGGUGACAGCAGAGGCGCUCCGAGUGGUGGGCGAGAUGGUCAAGGCCAUUCGCCCGCCCGCUCCCCAGGAUAGCAGCUUUGACUUCACACCGUACGUGCCGCUCUUCUACGAUGCCGUCAUGAAGCGCCUCACUGCUCAGGACCAGGACCUCGAGGUGAAGGAGUGCGCCAUUGGCUGCAUGGGUCUGCUUGUGUCCACCCUGGGCGACCACCUCCAAUCACAGCUCGCCACGUGUCUGCCCCUCCUGCUCGACCGCCUGCGCAACGAGAUCACCCGCCUCACCGCCGUGAAGGCGUUUGGCACGAUAGCGGAGUCCCCGCUGCACAUCAACCUCUCCUCCGUGCUCGACCCCACCUUGGCUGAGCUCACCUCCUUCCUGCGCAAGGCCAACAGGUCACUGCGCCAGGCAUCACUCUGCACGCUGAACGCCAUGCUCUCAGCCUACGCGCCCGACAUCACAGAUGCCGCCAGGGAUGCCCUCCUCACUGAGCUCGCGCCGCUCAUCAGUGACUCGGACCUGGCACUGGCAGCGCUGGCGCUGCAGCUGUGCUGCUCCGUGACCAGGCAGGCCGCACCCGGCUCCGCUGCUGCAGCAGCUCUGUCCUCAAAGGUUCUGCCCCAGGCGCUCGCUCUUGUGCGCUCGCCGCUGCUUCAGGGACAGGCUCUGCAGGCCCUACAAGACUUCUUCGCAGUGCAGGUGCAGGCAUCAGCCACGUCCUUUGACGCGCUCCUCACUGCGCUGCUCUCAGCAGGCCGCCCCUUCUCCUCCUCCAUGUCCCCCGCUGCCGCUGCCGCCGCUGCCUCCUCCUCUGCUGCUGCACGCCCCGCGUUCUCUUCAGUGGCUCAGUGUGCUGCCGUGCUGUGCGUGGCUGCUGGUGCUGACCAGUGUGCGGCGACUGUGAGGGCGCUCAUGAGCAAUCUCGAGGCUACAGCUCACCCUGCUGACACGCACAAGCAGCUGCUCUCGCUGCUGUGUCUGGGGGAAAUCGGCCGGCGGGUGGACCUCAGUGCACACACCACGCUCCCCACCCUCGUCAUGUCCGCACUGGCAUCACCUCUAGAGGAGGUGAAGGCAGCAGCGUCGUUUGCGCUGGGCAGCAUAGCGGUGGGCAACCACAGCCGGUACCUGCCGUUCGUGCUGCAGCAGAUCGACUCCCAGCCCAAGCUGCAGUAUCUGCUGCUGCACUCGCUGAAAGAGAUCAUCUCUGGGCGAGCGGCCAGUGGCGGCAGUGCGGCAGUGGAGCUGGAGGGGGAGAACGUGGGCAAGGUGCUGGCGCUGCUGUUCACACAUAGUGAGAGCGAGGAAGAGGGAGUGCGCAACGUCGUGGCGGAGUGCCUGGGCCGCCUCUCUCUCAUCGACCCGCCACGCCUCGUGCCCGCUUUAAAGGAGCGCGUGAGCAGCCCGUCAGCCUUCACGAGGGCCACGGUGGUGGCGGCACUCAAGUUCACUCUCACUGACUCCGCACAGCCCAUCGACGAGCACCUCAAACCCCACCUCGCCUCCUUCCUCUUCCUCCUCCGGGACUCCGACCGGCAUGUGCGGCGGGCAGCGGUGCUGGCGCUGACGACAGCAGCGCACAACAAGCCAGGGCUGGUGGAGGACCUUCUGCCUGAGCUGCUGCCACUGCUGUACGACCAGAUGCGAGUCAAGCCUGAGAUGAUCCGGACCGUUGAUCUGGGCCCAUUCAAGCACACAGUGGAUGAUGGAUUGGAGCUGCGCAAGGCAGCCUUUGACUGCAUGGACACGCUUCUCUCCACCUGUCUGCACCGCAUCCAACCUGCUGCCUUCAUCACUCCCUUCCUCAUAUCUGGUCUCUCAGACAACUACGAUGUGAAGAUGCCAUGCCACCUGGUGCUGGCGAAGCUAGCAGAGAAGUGUGCCCCAUCAGUGCUGGCAGUGGUGGAUGCGCUAGUGGAGCCACUGGAGAAGACAGUGACAACACGAGUCAAGGCAGACGCAGUGAAGCAGGAGGUGGAUCGCAAUGAGGACAUGAUUUGCAGCGCCCUGCGUGCCGUGCAUGCACUGUCCCGGAUCAGCAAUGUGGAGUCAUCGACUCGCUUCAAGACAUUCAUGACCAAUGUGGUUAGAGCGGGGCCUGUGGGGAACUUGUACAAUCAAAUCAAAUCGGAGCAGGAUGCAGUGGUUGGCAGCAGUCGUGCAGAGCUAUGA
This is a messenger RNA of Closterium sp. Yama58-4, 3798 nucleotides long. Lineage: Eukaryota; Viridiplantae; Streptophyta; Zygnematophyceae; Desmidiales; Closteriaceae. The record is from the annotation of a GenBank genome assembly.